AUGCCUGGUGAAAGUGCGGUAAAGGUAGGCUACUACGAUCCGUUUGGGAUCUGGCCGAGACUCCAAGAGCAGGUCACCACCAAGCUCCCCUUCCAAAAUUUCCACGUGAGGCUAGACCCACGACAGACGCUCAAGACCAUCAGCCAGCUAGAAGUGGGAUUCGAGGAAGAGGUGCCGAAAAAGGGAGAAUACCACGCUUUUCAAGAUGACCGUAUCAACAGCUCCACUUAUGUGCGCAUGAUGUUUGUGACAAUCGAAGACAUGGAUAAAUACCGAGGCCAAGUUCGACCGUUGAUUCGCGAGUGGUUGAAAAAUCUCGUCUUCAAGACCCACAACCUCUCGUGGAUGAUUGUGCUAUAUAUACCUCCUGACUCCAAGGAUAGGAACAGCUCUCUUAUCAAGACUUCAUUUUUCGAUAAGCUAAAGAUUGACUUUGGGCCACAGGGUAAGCAAUUGCACACGAUCUUGCCUGGCGCGGAAGAGAUUUUGAAAAUACCCGGCGAAAGGUGUUUUAAACUCAAGGCAAAUGCCAAUGAAGGGAACGAGCUACUAAACCAGGUCAAAAUCUUGCUCGGGUCUUCUUUUAGUGGGAGGUUCAUUAGAUAUAACGAGCUAAUUUCGCAAACUGGUUCUAAAGGCAAGACCCAGUUGUUGGCAAGACUCGAGUUGGGCUAUCUUUUCCAGGACAUGAAGUUGCUACAAGAUGCUUUGAACACGAACGAGCUGCUAUUACAGGAUUUGAAGCUUUUGAUUGCUCAGCGUCGUCCUGAAACCUUUGAUUACAAGGUGACACUACCAGACUCGCUUGAUGAUUUCGAAUUUGAACAACUUGUCGACAAAACCAACAGUGAAGAGCAGUUGCUCUCUGCCGGCGCCGUGAAUCUAUUCCAGUUGCGGUGCCUUUUUUUCCACAUUGAAAGCAAUAUAUUAAUGGCCAUAGCUGAAGAGGCGAUGAAGAAAUCGUUGUUUCCCACGGCGUCAAGGGAAAUAUCUCGGUUAUUUCAAAGAGUAAUGAUGUUUCUCAGCGAAAUUGAGGCCGAGUUUACUCGCAGUUGUGAAUUGGAGUAUGUGGUCACCAAGUAUUUCCUCGAGUUGCCCACACCCGUUGGAAAGUUGCUUGAAUUGUUUGAAAGUAAUUUAAACUCCACACAGGAGACUAAAGAAGAGCUGGUGCAAAUGCCAGACUUGAUGGAGAUGGUUGCUGAAUUAAAAUUGUUUCAGAAAUCGGUGGUCAGCAAACUCGCACGAAGCCGCGGCAUCGAGAUCGAAGGUUUGGACGUGGUGGUGCUUGAAGAUAUCGACUUGAACCAAGAGACUCCAGACCCGCCUGCUGCAAGGUUGGAAACAAUUCCCUUGACAAACGGAUCGUUGAUGGCGAUACUCAAGGACAAGUCCACCUACAUGGACUAUUUUGAAACCACCACAGAGGAAGCCAUUGAGUAUUUGGUGAAAUGCAACCGAGAUCGAACCAUUGACAUUCUCUCGUUGGACUUGGCAAUGGUAAACUACGCAAGGGGAAACUACCGAGAGUGCAUUGCUUCCUUGUCGUACGAAUACUUCACGCUGAAUGGAUGGAGUCUCAUCGGAGGUGUCCUCCUCGACGUCUAUUUGAAAUGUAUCGAGAAGUUGGAACCCGAAAACAAGAAGGAGAUUUUGGAUGCAAGCGUGGUGCUAUUGUCGCGGACCAAGUCGUUGGCGAUAUUGCAGGACAAGUCCCGGAUCGAAAAGCUUUACAAAACUAUAGUCGAGACUCGAGGCGACAAUUUGCAAAAGCUAAGCUAUCCACUAGAUAAGAUUUUCGACAAUGUCAUGGUGGACUCUUUUGUUUACCCAGACCUUGACGUUGACGAGGACAAGUACAUCAUCAAAAUCACACUUGUUAAUCCGUUUGCAAUCCCCAUUACUUUAUCGCACGUGGCACUAACUUUGCAAGAUAAGAGCGAAGGAUCCAGCGUCGUUUUUAGCUGUUCUAAUCUCCAGUUGAAGGAAUCCAAGGGUAAGCAAGACUUUCAACUAAGCACCAAUGGAAUCAAGUUUGGUGUCUUUGCAUGCCAUGAGUUGGAAGUCUCCCUUGGCGAGCAUCUUUUGUUGCAACGGGUAUAUAAAUCAGAGACUACCAAGGUCAACACGCCCUUGGUCAACCAGAAACAUAUUGGCCCCGGUGAUCUCUUGAUCCACCAAAGUGUUGAGAAACUCCAGGCUAGAUUCAUAAGAGCCUCGUCGCGCACGUUGAAGGAGAACCAUCCAAUUUUGCAAAUCACCAAUGGGAACAAUUGCAUUAAGAAGUUAAAGAUUACAUUGACUUCCCACCACAUAAACAACAACAACACCCAAAUUAGAUUCAAUGAGCCCGAAUUAGAGGUGAAUGAACUUUCGCCCGGAGAAACUAGGCAAAUCACUACACCUUGCACGGUUUCACCAGAGGCCAAGGAGGCUCAUUUACAAGCUACUGGAACUUACGAGAUUGGAGGCGAAGAAUUCAGCUUUCAAAUUUCAAACGGCAUUGAUAUCAGCUUGAGCAUCGCUGUGUCGGUGCAAGAUGUGUUUAAGCCCAAAUUCCUUUACUCGAGGUUCCACGUUAGCAGCGUCAAUCCUCAUAUACCAAUCAAGUUGAUUUCGCACAGUUUGGAGAGCUCAAGUUACAACAUCAGAGGUGGCAUACAAAUGCCGGGUGUGAUUGCUUCUGGCGAGCAACCUGCAUCGCUCGUUUACCGCAUUGAACCAAGAGCAAGAACUCAAGAAGCUGUUGAUUCAGUGUUGAAGUUGACGAUCAAUUACAAGAAUGUGGAGCUUGAAACCCAACGGGCGUUUGUAAAUUACUUGAAGGACCUUUUUGAGAAGCACAAUAAGGACAUGUUGAAGUACUGGUACGUCUGCGAGGAUUAUCUCUUGCCUCAUGCCAAGUUCAACUUGGACAAGUACAUCACCUCGGGCGAGCUUGAGAUUACAAACUCGAAAAAGUUUUUGGAUGACGGGAGAAAACUAUUAGCUCGAUACGUUGACGGGUCCCUGGAUCGCAAUACGCUUUUGGAUUUGGUUUCAACUUUUUUUGGUUCAGAUCAACUGAAACAUCAUGAAGCUGCAAGUAAAGACGAUCAAUUUGUGGAAACUUUGAUUAUCGACGUCGCCGUGCCGCAACUCCAGUUCCUCCACUCUGUCGAGUUCCACUGCUCGCGGAAGCUCGUUGUUGUGGGCGAGCCCAUCCCAGUCAAGAUCACAGUUGACACCACUACGAAAUGGGCCGCCGCAAGCACGCAAGUGGGGGCAAUUUCCGAAAAUGGCCACCAGGUGGUGGGAAAAGACCGCGAUGCCAGGAAGAGUGCAAAGUUCAAAUUGGAGAUCAUCCAGAGCGCAGAGUAUCUUAUCAGCGGGCUCACGAGCCACGUGUUUGAUGUUCCCUACCUCGAUUCCAGCUUUGACUUGGACGUGAUUAUUAUCCCGCUCACCGUGGGCAAAUGGAAGUAUCCGCGCGUGGUGAUCAAGGCAGUUGAAGCGGGACCAGUUGACGACCUUUCGUUCUCGGAUGUCUAUUUGGUCAACUCGGGGGAAUUAUUGACAGUUGUGCCCUUCACCAACGAAAUUACAUUUACGUUUUAG
Lodderomyces beijingensis is the source of this 3597-nucleotide messenger RNA. The record is from the annotation of a GenBank genome assembly. Lineage: Eukaryota; Fungi; Ascomycota; Pichiomycetes; Serinales; Debaryomycetaceae.